AUGGCCCUCUUCUCCGGCACCCUGCAACCCUCUCACCCCAACGUGAGGUGUGUCGUUGAGCCAAGGUAUCUUGAGAUACAUGAGCAAGAACUCCAGCAUCACCCAAUGAGGACAUAUCACCCCCUUCAACCCGUUCUCCUUACUCAACCAUCUCCUCUGCUAAGGCACGAUGGUCCUCUGUACGAGACAAUACCCGUUGACUUUGGAAGCUGUGGCGUCUGCGAAUUGAAGGUCUACAGAGUUCGAUCCGUUUCCCAAGGCACUGUUCCCGCCAUUGUGUGGUGCUCUGAAGGCAACAUGAUGCCUGGAGACAUCGAUGGCGAAAGUAGCGUUCUCUCAAGACUUUGUCAUGAUGCUCAGUGCAUCAUCAUCAGUGUGGCCAACCGCAGUGUUUGGGAACAUCCAUACAAGGCCUCGAUCAAUGAUGUCUUCAUGAUGUACAAUUGGGUUUACCAGAACCAGGAAGACCUGGGUAUCAAUGGGACCAUCUGUUUGGGUGGAGUGGCCGCCGGUGCAAGCCUCGCCCUCAGUACUUUGCUCCAACGCGCCGAACUGGGUCUCUCGUUGCCGGCGGGUUUGGUCAUGGUUGCUCCGGCACAACUUGAUCACACGGUGACGGCGGAAAACUUGACCAAAUGGAAUAAUAUGCAACCUCCUCCUGGGUCUGGUCCCGACGCUGCCAUAGAAUUCCCGUUGCCCCUCCUGCCCAAUGUACCAUACCAAUCCAACUGGGUGCAAAAUCCCAUGAGGAUCCCCGAUGAGGUUCUAGAAAAAAUCAGUUUGCCUCCAGUUUUCUGUCUUACAAUGGGGUCGGAUCUCGUGUCUGGUGCGGCAGAUUUCAUGUGCGAACGAAUGUACAACGCAGGGCACACUGUGCGAGAGGAGAUUUUCAAAGGUCUUCCUUACAUGCCUUUAGGGACGACGCAGGUAUUCCCGGAGGCGUACGAGGAGAUGAAAAACGGUUUCGUGAAAAUGUUCGAUGUCGACAUGAAGCUGUUUGCGGGUCUACCUUGGCCGCCAGAGGAGGAAGAUCAAGAUUUCGAUUCGAGGGGGAGAUUAUAA
Exophiala oligosperma is the source of this 1062-nucleotide messenger RNA. RefSeq lists its product as uncharacterized. Gene Ontology annotation, biological process: triglyceride catabolic process. The coding region runs from base 1 to 1062 and encodes 353 amino acids. The transcript has 5 exons. Gene Ontology annotation, molecular function: triacylglycerol lipase activity; sterol ester esterase activity. Lineage: Eukaryota; Fungi; Ascomycota; Eurotiomycetes; Chaetothyriales; Herpotrichiellaceae. Gene Ontology annotation, cellular component: cytosol. The record is from RefSeq and is a predicted model, not a curated record.